This is a messenger RNA of Lacerta agilis (Sand lizard), 2066 nucleotides long. RefSeq names its product potassium calcium-activated channel subfamily N member 1 (gene KCNN1). Gene Ontology annotation, biological process: potassium ion transmembrane transport. The transcript has 9 exons. Lineage: Eukaryota; Metazoa; Chordata; Lepidosauria; Squamata; Lacertidae. The record is from RefSeq and is a predicted model, not a curated record. Gene Ontology annotation, cellular component: neuron projection; neuronal cell body; plasma membrane. The coding region runs from base 197 to 1804 and encodes 535 amino acids. Gene Ontology annotation, molecular function: calmodulin binding; small conductance calcium-activated potassium channel activity.
CGAGGAGCGGGCUUUGCCUGGGCGCUCGCCUCUGCAGGGAAAGUUGGCUCCUGGAGGCAGCCUUGGCCACAGCCGCUCCGGGAAGCAGCCGCCAGGAACCCUCGGCUCGCAGAAGGUGAAUGCUGAUUCCCAAGUUCUGAGCCAUGCUGGGUCCAGGAGCACGGUCAGCGAGCCCAGCCCUUUCGCCGAGAUAGCCAUGAACAGCUGCAAAUACAACGGCGGCGUCAUUCGGCCCCUCAGCAGCCUGAGCUCCUCCCGCCACAACCUCCACGACCUAGACGCCGAGACCCAGCCCCUGCAGACCUUCCACGACUCCGGCCUGGAGGUGGUGGUCUCCAAGUCUGAGCGCAGCAAGGGGUCGGACCCCCGCCUGGACGACGACCCCGAGGCCGAGGAGAGGCCACGCAGCCACAAGAAGAACCAGAACAUCGGCUACCGGCUGGGCCACCGGAGGGCGCUGUUCGAGAAGAGGAAGCGGCUGAGCGACUACGCCCUGAUCUUUGGGAUGUUUGGGAUCGUGGUCAUGGUGACGGAGACGGAGCUGUCGUGGGGGGUCUACACCAAGGAGUCUUCAUAUUCAUUCGCCCUCAAAUGCCUCAUCAGCCUGUCCACGAUGAUCCUCCUUGGGCUCAUCAUCAUGUACCACGCGAGAGAGAUCCAGCUGUUUAUGGUGGAUAACGGAGCGGACGACUGGCGCAUCGCCAUGACCUACGAGCGGAUCUUCUUCAUCACGUUGGAGCUCCUCGUCUGUGCCAUCCACCCCAUCCCGGGCCAGUACUUCUUCACGUGGACGACCCGCCUGGCGUUCACGUACGCCACCUCGGAGGCCAACACCGACGUGGACAUCAUUCUCUCCAUCCCGAUGUUCCUCCGACUCUACCUGAUCGGGCGGGUCAUGCUCCUCCACAGCAAGCUCUUCACCGAUGCCUCUUCACGGAGCAUCGGCGCCCUCAACAAGAUCAACUUCAACACCCGCUUUGUCAUGAAGACGCUCAUGACCAUCUGCCCUGGGACGGUCCUCCUGGUCUUCAGCAUCUCCUCCUGGAUUAUCGCCGCCUGGACCGUCCGCGUGUGCGAGAGAUACCACGACAAGCAAGACGUGACCAGCAAUUUCCUGGGGGCCAUGUGGCUGAUCUCCAUCACCUUCCUGUCCAUCGGCUACGGGGACAUGGUCCCGCACACUUACUGUGGGAAAGGAGUCUGCCUGCUCACUGGGAUUAUGGGUGCGGGCUGUACAGCUCUCGUGGUUGCCGUGGUUGCCCGGAAGCUUGAACUGACCAAAGCGGAAAAGCACGUCCACAACUUCAUGAUGGAUACACAGCUAUCAAAGCGGGUGAAGAAUUCUGCCGCCAAUGUACUCAGGGAAACGUGGCUGAUCUACAAGCACACCAAGCUGGUGAGGAAGAUCGACCAUGCCAAAGUACGGAAACACCAGCGUAAGUUCCUCCAAGCCAUCCAUCAGUUGAGGAGCGUGAAAAUGGAACAGAGGAAGCUCAAUGACCAAGCAAACACCCUCGUGGAUUUGUCAAAGACGCAGAAUGUCAUGUACGACAUGGUGUCAGAGCUGCAGGAGCGCAACGAGGACCUCGAAAAGCGCAUCAGCGCCCUGGAGGGGAAGAUCGACAUGCUGGGCCUGACUCUGCACGCGCUCCCCAGCCUCGUCAGCCAAGCCAUACGCCAGCAGCAGCGGGCUCUGCCCCGCACCUGCGGCACCUCCAACAGCUCCGAACGCUCCUGCUGGACUCCCACCCGCCGGCGGAAGUCUCCCUCCACUGCCCCUCACACAUCCUCGGACAGCGGGUGAUUCAGGGGGGGGGCAGGCUCACGCACCGGGGGCACCCAUGGACUCAUAUAUGGCCAUUGUGUGGCCGAUUCCCCUCUGAGCUUUUUUUCUGGAAAGCCCUGUACACAGACACCCCCCCCCCGAAGUCCGCUGAGAUGGGCCCGUGCCGCGGAAGAUUUGUCGGGCGCAGAAAACGGAUUCCGAACCCGGUUCCAAUGUAACAUUAUGCAAAGCUGGGGGUGUUUCUUUUGUUUGUUUGUAUGAGGAGAGGGUGGGAGCAGGG